AUGCAUCAGCCUCAAUACAACCCACAAAUAUUAGUAAAUGCCAGUAAUCCGUGUGAUAUUCUACACCAAUCAAGUGCGAUUCGUUCUCGUUCUCAACCACCAUCAGUCAUUGGUUCAAUUCGUUUAACAUCCGGCAUGGACUCAUACGAUCCAACUCAAGCAACAUCUGUAGUAACGAAUGGAAAUAAUGAAUCUUAUUUACCACAAUUUAUUCCUAAAGCACCAUCACAUUUCUUUGAAGCAUGUGCAACAUUGCCAAGAAAACAACGUGGAUAUGGACGAGGAAAAAGUGGAGAUGAUUUCGACUGGGCGCCAGCUGAAUAUUUAGAAAAAGUUAUUGCCAUCUACGAUUAUGAGAGUCAACGAGAAGAUGAGCUAACAUUUCAAGAAAAUACAAUUAUAUUUGUAAUUACAAAGAAUGAUGAUGGAUGGUACGAAGGAAUCAUGCAGCCGGGUAUCAGAGGUCUAUUUCCUGGAAAUUAUGUAGAACAUUUAUUAGACUAG
Messenger RNA from Didymodactylos carnosus, 504 nucleotides. NCBI's taxonomy places the organism in Eukaryota, Metazoa, Rotifera, Eurotatoria, Philodinida, Philodinidae. The record is from the annotation of a GenBank genome assembly.